This is a messenger RNA of Hibiscus syriacus, 906 nucleotides long. RefSeq names its product respirasome Complex Assembly Factor 1-like. Gene Ontology annotation, biological process: mitochondrial respirasome assembly. NCBI's taxonomy places the organism in Eukaryota, Viridiplantae, Streptophyta, Magnoliopsida, Malvales, Malvaceae. The record is from RefSeq and is a predicted model, not a curated record. Bases 223 to 612 code for a protein of 129 amino acids. The transcript has 4 exons.
GGGGGGGGGAAUACACUUCGAAGGAAAACUAAUAAAUAAAUCGCCUUUUUCUUCGUUUCUUCGGAUAUUCCACUGCCUUUCGAUUUACAUCAAAACAUUUUGAACAAUUUUUUAUGUUCUUCCCCUUCAAAAACCCUAACCAAACUUUAUUAUCUGAUCAAAAUUCUAUCUUUUGUUCCUCACUUUCAAUUAAAUCUUUCGAUAAUUCAAUCAAAACUAACCAUGAAAGAAACGAAAUCAGUUAAAUUGAACGCGCUGCAACUUCAGCUACACGAAACUGAUCAUUUCUAUCCGUUCAAAUUCGCCAAGUUAUUAGAUCCGGAAGCUUCUUGGGACAAAGAUCAAUUAGGAGAUGUAUUGCAUUGGAUUCGACAAGUCGUAGCUCUUUUUUGUGGGUUAUUAUGGGGGGCAAUCCCUGUGGUUGGAGGCAUUUGGAUCUUCAUUUUUCUAGCCAUAUCCACCGCAAUCAUAUAUGGUUAUUAUGCUAUGAUACUAAAGAUUGUCGAAGAAGAUUUUGGUGGUCAUGCAUCUCUUCUUCAAGAAGGGUUAUUUGCAUCAAUAACUCUCUUUUUGUUGGCGUGGGUUCUGGUAUAUAGCUUGGCCCACUUCUGAUAUGCUUUGUAUCAUCAACUGGCUACCCCGGUGUCUCUACAACACAUUUCAAGGAUUUGAUUCUGCUAGAUGAGGAACCAUUCAUUAUUCCUAGAAAACAAUCAGAAACUCACUUGAGAAAUGCCAGUAGGUAUUGCUUUUUACGUUUAGUUGCGCAAACAUUUCGAAAUUUGAAAUCAUGAAGAUAGUUAUUUUUUUGUGAGAAAAAAAAUUGUUCAUGCAUGUUUGAUUUCAGUGUUACACCAUGAGUGUCCCUCAGAAUGUUUUUGCUUAAAAUAAUCCAUUUCCAGCCAA